GGCACCCAGCGGGUGCUCAGAGCCCGGGUGGCUGGCGGCUGGCGUGGUGGUUCGGCCGUCUAGCUCUCAGCCCAACCCGCACGGUCCCGGCGUCGGCUCCGGCGGGACCCUGGGCAGGUCUGCGCCCUCUUCUCCGAUCCUGACUGAAUCAGUGCUUUACACUAUAACUCAGUGCUCUCCAUGAAGCUGAGAUAUGCCCACUGUUGAGAGUGAAGCAAAGGUGAAGACCAAAGUUCGCUUUGAGGAAUUGCUUAAGGCCCACAAUGAUCUAAUACGUGAAAGAAAAAAACUGAAGAAAAAAAUUGGCAAAUCUGGAGAAAAAAUCUCACUUGAUGCAGUUAGAAGCGAUCUUCAGAAAAUCAGAGAAACUAAAAGUGAUGAUAUAAGUGCUGCUAACACUAAGAACGCAGGGAAGAACAUGCGAGUCACUAAAAACAAACCAAGAGAUCCGCAGCCAGCAACUGAAGAUCCAGAUAAUGAUGUUGCUGUGGAGGACGACAAGCAAGAAAAGGCAAAUAAAAAGGUUAUAAAAACAGCACUCCAGGUGACAACACAAGAAGUGGAGCUGGAAACUCCUGAGAAGAAGGCGGAUGCAACACCCCAGAAAGUACGGACCAAGCCACUGCCAGGUGUCACUCGUGAGAAAAGUGAGAAGGCCAAGGAAGGAGAAAAUAGUUUAGAUGAGGAAGAACUGAUGCAAGUAUACCAGCUCCAAGUAGCUGAAGAAAUGGCAAAGGAGAUUAAGAAGAAAAUCCGAAAGAAACUCAAGGAGCAGUUGGCUUACUUUCCCUCAGAGACUUCCUUUCCUUCAGAUACUUCAUUGUAUGAUGACAAAUUGAAUGGUGAAAAAAGAAAAAAGAAUAAAAAGAAAGUUCCAAUCCUGUCUAAAUCUGAAACAAGUACAUUGAUCAUCUCUGAUGACCCAGUUGAAGGUGAACAAAAGAAGGAAUCCCCAGUUGGAGCAGUUACUUCAGAUUCUCAUCAAGAUGAUGAAAUAAGCUCAAAGGAACAAAAUGUACAAGACAAUGUGCAAGAUGAUGCAAAAUACAAACUGAAAAAAAAGAAGAAGGCUAAAACAGUUUCAGAUGAUAAUGAAGACACUGAUGGUGACGGUGUUCAUGAAAUAACAAGCCGAGAUCGUCCAGUUUAUCCCCAAUGUUUGCUUGAUGAUGACCUUGUCCUGGGAGUUUACAUUCACCGAACUGAUCGACUUAAGUCAGAUUUUAUGAUUUCUCACCCGAUGGUGAAAAUUCAUGUGGUUGAUGAGAAUACUGGUCAAUAUGUCAAGAAAGAUGACAGUGAACGGCCUGUUUCAUCUUACUAUGAAAAAGAGAAUGUGGAUUAUAUUCUUCCUAUUAUGACCCAGCCAUAUGACUUUAAACAGUUAAAAUCAAGACUUCCGGAGUGGGAAGAACAAAUUAUAUUUAAUGAAAACUUUCCCUAUUUGCUUCGAGAUUUUGAUGAGAGUCCUAAAGUCAUCCUGUUCUUUGAGAUUCUUGAUUUCUUAAGCAUGGAAGAAAUUAAGAACUCUGAAAUUCGAAACCAAGAAUGUGGCUUCCGGAAAAUCGCCUGGGCAUUUCUCAAGCUUCUAGGAGCCAAUGGAAAUGUAAACAUCAAUUCGAAACUUCGCUUGCAGCUGUAUUACCCACCCACAAAGCCACGAUCCCAGUCAGAUGUCGUUGAGGUUUUUGAGUGGUGGUUAAAAUGUCCAAGAAAUCGUUAUCCAUCAACGUUGUAUGUAACUGUAAGAGGAUUAAAAGUUCCAGAAUGUAUAAAGCCAUCUUACCGUUCUAUGAUGGCUCUUCAGGAAGAAAAGGGUAAACCAUUGUAUUGUGAACAACACCAUGAGGCACGUUCAGUAGACACAGAACCUGGAUUAGAAGAUUCAAAGGAAGUGGUGAAGUGGAAACGACUGCCUGGGCAGGCUUGCCGUAUCCCAAACAAGCACCUCUUCUCACUAAAUGCUGGGGAGCGAGGAUGUUUCUGUCUUGCUUUCUCCCACAAUGGAAGAAUAUUAACAGCAGCCUGUGCCAGCCGGGAUGGGUAUCCAAUUAUUUUGUAUGAAAUUCCUUCUGGACGUUUCAUGAGAGAAUUGUGUGGCCACCUCAAUAUCAUUUAUGAUCUUUGCUGGUCAAAAGAUGAUCGCUAUAUCCUUACUGCAUCAUCUGAUGGCACUGCCAGGAUAUGGAAAAAUGAAAUAAACAAUACAAAUACUUUCAGAGUUUUACCUCAUCCUUCUUUUGUUUACACGGCUAAAUUCCACCCAGCUGUAAAAGAGCUGGUGGUUACAGGAUGCUAUGAUUCUGUGAUACGUAUAUGGAAAGUUGAUAUGAGAGAGGAACCUGCCAUAUUAAUCCGACAGUUUGACGCUCACAAGAGUUUCAUCAACUCUCUCUGUUUUGAUAUUGAAGGUCAUCACAUGUAUUCAGGAGACUGCACAGGGGUGAUUGUUGUUUGGAAUACGUAUGUCAAAGUUAAUGAUGUGCAACACUCAGUGCGUCACUGGAGUGUAAAUAAGGAAAUUAAAGAGAGUGAGUGUAAGGGGAUUCCAAUAAGUUACUUGGAGGUUCAUCCCAAUGGAAAACGUUUGUUAAUCCAUACCAAAGACAGUACUUUGAGAAUUAUGGAUCUCCGAAUAUUAGCAGCAAGGAAAUUUGUAGGUGCAGCAAAUUAUCGAGAGAAGAUUCACAGUACUUUGACACCAUGUGGGACUUUUCUCUUUGCUGGAAGUGAGGACGGUAUAGUAUAUGUUUGGAACCCAGAAACAGGAGAACAAGUAGCAAUGUAUUCUGACCUGCCAUUCAGGUCACCCAUUCGAGAUAUUGCUUAUCAUCCACUUGAAAAUAUGGUUGCAUUUUGUGCGUUUGGGCAGAAUGAGCCAGUUCUUCUAUAUAUUUAUGAUUUCCAUGUUGCCCAGCAGGAGGCUGAAAUGUUCAAACGCUACAAUGGAACAUUUCCAUUGCCUGGAAUACACCAAAGUCAAGAUGCUUUAUGCACCUGCCCUAGACUGCCUCAUCAGGGCUCUUUUCAGAUUGAUGGCUAUGUCCACACUGAAAAUUCUUCAAUGAAGAUGCAGCAAGUGAAACAGAGGAUUGAUUCUGUCACAGAGGUGAUACGAGCCUGUGCUGCAAAGGUUAACAAAAAUCUCUCAUUUACUUCAGUAUCAGCCUCCUCACAACAGUCGAAGUCAAAACAAUCAAACAUGCUGGACGCUCAUCAGAUUCUGCGUCAAUUUGGUUUCACUCAGACUGGAUGUUUAAUUCCUGCAUAUAUAGAUUCUGGGAAUGCAAGAUUCAUUCAUACAUUCAGGAUUAUCAGUAUAGAAAGAAAGCCUUGUAACCACCAUGUAGAUACAGCACCAACGGUAGUGGCCCUUUAUGACUACACAGCGAAUCGAUCAGAUGAACUAACCAUCCAUCGCGGAGACAUUAUCCGAGUGUUUUUCAAAGAUAAUGAAGACUGGUGGUAUGGCAGCAGAGGAAAGGGACAGGAAGGUUAUUUUCCAGCUAAUCAUGUGGCUAGUGAAACACUCUAUCGAGAACAGCCUCCAGAGGUAAAGGAGCGAUCCCCUCCUUUAACCCCUAAGGAAAAAGCCAAAAUGGAAAAAGCUUUUUCAGCUCCACAAAAGCAGUCAUUCAAGUCCCAGGAUUUCAGACCGGGCUCAGAGUCUAUGACACAUUCUGAGGUGGGCAGAGAACAGAGCCUUGAGGACCGCAGACACGUCAUGGAUAUGCAGGGGAAGGAGAACGAGCAAACCGGCCGGAAAGUCACCCUCAUAGAGGUAAGAGGAAACCAGGAGACAGUCAUGUCACGGAGUCAACAGGAAGGUUUAGGAAAGGCAUGGUCAACAAGGACAAGUAUCAAAGACAGCAGAAGUAAAAUAAGGGCUGAGAAAUGCCUUUGGGAUUUGCAGCCAAGAGGCUGUUUGUGA
This is a messenger RNA of Lipotes vexillifer (Yangtze River dolphin), 3931 nucleotides long. RefSeq names its product Abelson helper integration site 1 (gene AHI1). Gene Ontology annotation, molecular function: protein binding. The record is from RefSeq and is a predicted model, not a curated record. The transcript is spliced from 26 exons. Gene Ontology annotation, biological process: motile cilium assembly. Lineage: Eukaryota; Metazoa; Chordata; Mammalia; Artiodactyla; Lipotidae. Gene Ontology annotation, cellular component: ciliary basal body. The coding region runs from base 194 to 3931 and encodes 1245 amino acids.